GCCGGGGGCGCGCACGCGCCGCCCCCUAAAGAAAGAAAGAAAGAAAGGAAGGAAGGGAAAGGGGGCAGCGGAGUGUCGGCGGCGAGAGUGGCUGUGUGGGCCACGGGUCAUCAUGCAGACUCUCGGCCGCACCGCGGCUGAUGUGCGGGUGCAGGAUGUGCUGAAACGGAGGAACCCGAGCAAACACUACGUGUACGUUAUCCAAGUAAACUGGUCAGAUAAUAAUUCAAACAUUAUCUACAGACGUUACAGCAAGUUUUUUGACCUACAGAUGCAGCUCCUAGACAAGUUUCCUGUCGAAGGAGGACAGAAGGAUCCUAAGUUGCGUUGCAUCCCUUUUUUGCCUGGAAAAAUUCUUUUUAGAAGAAGCCAUGUGAGAGAUGUAGCCAUGAAGAGACUGAGACCCAUUGAUGAAUAUUGCAGGGCUUUGGUGCGACUGCCACCCAUGAUCUCACAGUGCGGGGAUGUGCUCCGGUUUUUUGAACCUCGUCCUGAGGAUUUGAAUCCACCUAAGGAAGAUUGUGGAUGGAUGAGGAAAAAAUCAGGUUCGGAGUCUGUGGCGGAGCCCAUGGUUCUGGAUCAGUAUAUGGUGGUCGCUAACUACGAAAAGCAGGAGAACUCUGAGAUCAGCUUGAAAGCAGGGGAAGUAGUGGAUGUUAUUGAAAAAAGCGAGAGUGGUUGGUGGUUUGUGAGUACAACAGAAGAACAAGGUUGGGUCCCAGCUACUUACCUGGAGUCUCACAAUGAAACCCGAGAUGACCUGGAUAUCAGGACAACAAGAGCUGGAGAGGUCACUAAGAGACGUAAAGCUCAUCUGCGUCGGCUGGAUCGGAGGUGGACUUUGGGAGGAAUGUGUAGCCGCCAACAAAGCCCAGAGGAAAAAUAUAUCACUGUGCAACCGUACGUCAACCAGGGCAAAGAUGAAAUUGGGUUUGAGAAGGGCGUCAUGGUGGAGGUCAUCCAGCGAAAUCUCGAAGGCUGGUGGUUCAUCAGAUAUCAAGGCAAAGAGGGAUGGGCACCUGCAUCAUAUCUGAGGAAAAUCAAAGAUGAACUUUCUCCAACGAAGAAGCCUGUUAAUGGGCCGGUUGAGAUCAUUGGCAACAUAAUGGAAAUAAGUAACCUUCUGAACAAGAAAACAAGCAGUGAAAAAGAGAUUCAGACAGAGAACGAGCCCAGACAUUAUGAUCACCCUCCACUCACUGCAAAGGAGAUUAGCCUUCCACUGCCAUGUGAACAGACCAAUGGUGAUGUAGCAGUGUUAAUAGGAACAGAGAAGAGAUUCAGUCGAGCCACACCAGGCACCCCAGCUGUGGCCAGGAUCGCUCCACAGAGAGCAGAGAUAGGUUCCCCAAACCUAAGGCAGAAGCCACCCCCACGAAGGGAGGCAAGUAUGGGAUUCCAGUUGCCCAAGCCUCCAGAGCCGCCUGCUGUUGAAGUGGAAUACUACACCAUUGCAGAAUUCCAGACACACAUUGCUGAUGGCAUCAGCUUCCGAGGAGGCCAGAAAGCUGAGGUCAUUGAGAAAAAUCUAGGCGGAUGGUGGUACGUGCAGAUUGGGCAAAAGGAAGGCUGGGCACCAUCGUCUUAUAUUGACAAAAGAAAGAAACCAAACCUGUCCAGAAGAAGCAGCACACUAAUGCGGCCAAAGAUCCCUCCCCCAGCACCACCCACCAAAAGCAAGCCAAACUCUGGCGAAACAAGUCCAGGAAAUGAGCGGGAAUGCACACAGCAAAAACCCAAGUUUGAGGAACCAGAGUAUGAUAUUCCUUCUGCACUAUAUGACCAUGAGCCACAAAAUGAUCUGAGGAGCACUGAUUAUGAACUAGUCAAAGAAGAAUUAUUAGAACAGGACCAGACAGAUUCCAGCCAACAGCAGAUCAAACAAUGCCCAAACUCCACACUGAGGAAAGCUUACUUCAGAGUUGGUGAAUCUUCAGAAAGUUUACCUUGUGAUCACCAAUUCGUGUAUACUUCUGGUGAUAAGGAUUACAACCAAGGAGGAAGUAACAAUAAUUUAGUAUCUAAUGGGGUCUAUGAAAUUGUUAGUCAGGUUGUUGCUACACUGUCAGUAACUGAGACCAGCUCUUCACCAAAACACAUUUCCUCAAAGCAUUCUCUAAAAAAUCUUCAGUUAAAAUCUGAGACCAAAAAGGACCUGGAUCUUGGAAAGAGUGCAGAGAAUUCUAGCAAAUCCAUGGUUGAUAUCAAUGGGUGCAUUGUACAGAAACCUGGACCAAAACGAGAAAAGGACGCAUGUGAAACAAAUCCAGGCACAGAUCAGAGAGCCAUUUCCAGUCCCAUCACAAAGCCAAAGCCUUCUGUAAGACCAAAGCCUUUCCUGGUAAAACCAGAAGUGCAGAAUAUGGAGAUGAGCAGCAUCAGGCGCCAUCUUAGGCACACAGGACAAAUUAAGCAUAGCUCCAAAGGGGCAAAAAGUGAUGAUGCGGAUACCAGUUCAUUAACAUCCUCUGAAAAUUCAGAAGAUUCCUUCACUAAAAGUACAGUUGAUCUUUCAACACAUGCAUCACCGGGUCAUCAUCAGUCGGACGUAGCAAGGCCCAGUGAGCAGGAGGCAGAGUCAUUGUACCAAUAUAGGACAGUGGAUAAAUAUGAAAAAGUCCAGGAUAAUGAAAUCAGUUUUCCAGCAGGAAUAAUGGUACAGGUUCUGGAAAAACAAGAUAGUGGUUGGUGGUUUAUUAGAAUUGGAGACACGGAGGGAUGGGCACCUGUCUAUUUCUUGGAGCGUGUGAGUGGCAAACCUGCAGAGUGCACUGCUAAGUUGGAAACGUGUGGAGGUGAGAGGUCAAUGAAUGAAAAGCAACGCAACUGCACUGACAAAAUAGACACGGUCCAGGCAUUAAACAACAUCAACCUUGGUCUAAAGAGAGCAACACCUCCAAUCCCUGCAAAACCCCCUGGAGGGUUUACUAGACUAGGAGGAAAUGUGAAUGGUUCUGUAAAAAUGAGAAACGGUUUAAAGCAAGCAACUGUGAGGCCGCAAUCCGUAUUUGUUGCCCCCUCUUGCAAUGAUAAUACCAACCUGGCUGGAUUACUCAGGAGGAAUGAAUCUAUGGUGUGCACAGACAAUAUCAGGUCUACAGUCAGUAUUCGCCGAAAUUCAUCCUUCAGUACUGUCCGGUUACGGAAGAAGCCUGAUGAAUCUGAUAACCUUCACUCAUCUAUAUCGUCUUCCAGCCAAACAAAGGGUAAACCUCCAGAAAAGUGUGGAGUUGUUGAACCAGAUGUCACAGCAAGAAUCUCCCAGAAAAACGGAAUUCCUGUGUCUGCUGUUAGACCAAAGCCAGUAUGCAUCCAGGAGAAACCCCAGUUCGUGCAGAACAACUGGAGAGAGAUGUACGUUGCAAUUGCUGACUAUCAGGGAGAUGAAGAAACCAUGGGUUUCCAAGAAGGGAGUUGCGUGGAGGUGCUGGAACGCAAUCCCAAUGGUUGGUGGUACUGUCAAAUAAUGGAUAGAGGACGUUGUCAAAAAGGAUGGGUGCCUUCAAAUUAUUUAGAAAAAAAGCACUAAUAUUUGUUUUAUAUAAAAUAUUUCUAAUUUA
Messenger RNA from Amblyraja radiata (thorny skate), 3560 nucleotides. RefSeq names its product SH3 and PX domains 2Aa (gene sh3pxd2aa). Gene Ontology annotation, molecular function: superoxide-generating NADPH oxidase activator activity; protein binding; phosphatidylinositol binding. The coding region runs from base 113 to 3529 and encodes 1138 amino acids. Gene Ontology annotation, cellular component: cytoplasm. Lineage: Eukaryota; Metazoa; Chordata; Chondrichthyes; Rajiformes; Rajidae. The transcript is spliced from 14 exons. Gene Ontology annotation, biological process: superoxide anion generation. The record is from RefSeq and is a predicted model, not a curated record.